AUGUUGUACGAGGUAUAUUCUCGUCAAAGUAUCAUUGAGAAUCUGCCAUUGAGAAUUAUCUGCAUCCAUCCUCAUGGCAAUCGGAUAUAUAUUGGAACGAGCGAAGGUUGUUUGCUCGUCUACCAAUUCGAUGAUGAACCAUCCUUUGUGAUAUCGCUACUCGAGUCUCGCAAAAACUUUACCAAACGGCCAAUUGAGCAACUGGCUGUCAUCUCCAAUAUUCUUAUACUACUCUCUGACGGUGUGAUAUCGCAGUACGAUGCCGUGACUCUAGCACCCAGAUCUACUUUAGAUGGUGCACGUGGAUCUCACUUAUUUGCUAUUACUACUACCGCAUCAACCAACGAUACACUACCUAAACACCAAUUGGUCGCAGGUCUAAAACGCAAACUAGUCUUGUUUGAAUGUAAGGUCGACGGAACCUGUCUCAGUGAAAUUUCCAAAGAAUGGACACUGCCUGAUAAACCAAGAAUGAUUGGCUGGCUUGAUUCAGAGAGACUCUUUGCAAUCAUCAACAAGAGUGUCUUGGUUGUCAAUAUCAUUACAAAUGAAAUUCGCCCUUUGAAUGAGGGCGCUGCAGCUAAGCUAGUCGCAUCGCGAAUGGCCCGACCAGGCGUGCUGCCAGCACCAAAUGGCAGAAGUCUCGUCACUCGUGAAAAAUGUACCAUGUUUGUCGAGUCUGACGGUCGUGUAUUGGGAGAACGAGAUAUAGAAUGGUCUGAAGCUCCCGAAUAUGUCGUUCUUUUGUCUCCAUACGUGAUUGGCCUGGUCAACUCGAACGUCGAAGUCAGAAGCUUGAGAACAAGAGCAGUUGUUCAAAGAUUGAACAUGCCUGGUGCCAAGAUAGUCGAGUCCAGUGAAAUGGUUUAUGUUGCCAGCACAAACAGUGUGUGGCGAUUGCUACCCAUCGAUUUCGACGAUCAGAUUGAGGUCCUGAUCUCUGCCAAAAAGUUUGAAGAAGCGCAAACUCUCAUAGAAGAGUUGGAUUUCCCGUCUCCAGAACACAAGAUUUCAAACAUUAUAAGGGUGAAGAGUUUGCUGGCUCAUCACAUGUUUACCGACCAAGCUCGAUACGAAGAAGCAGUAGCUUUGUUGCAGGGUGUAGAAGCGUCUCCUUUGGACGUCAUCAAUCUGUAUCCGGACAUUGCCCCAGUUGACCCAGAAAGUACGGAUCCGGUAACAACGUCUGACAAACGAGCCUUACUGGUGUUGAAAGAUUAUCUCACAAACCAACGGGGAUUGCUAGCAAAGCUAUGGCGCCAACAACAGCAGUUGCACCCCAAUAUAUAUCAAUCGCCAUUCAGCAACCAUAGUGGAAGCGCAACAAACUCACAAGGUCCUGGAUCUACUUGGUCGAGUCACAGUGGUGGUCCUGUCAAUGGAAAUGUUGAUAUCUCUAUGACCGACUUGUUAUACUUGUCUGAAUUGGUGGAUACUGCUUUACUGAAAGUCUGUCUGAAAGUAAACGAUGCUCUUGUUGGACCUCUCGUCAGAGUCGGGAAUCGAGUCAAUCUAGCUGAGGCAGAGACCUUGUUAGGAGAGCGAAAGAAGUACAAGGAGCUGCUAGAUUUGUAUCGCACCCGUGGCCUGCAUCGAAAAGCGCUGGAUCUACUCGUCAAGCAGCUUGAUGAGGCACAUCCUGACACAUCUGAUCAGCUCUUGAACUAUUUGAAACGACUAGGCUCUUCCGAAUUAGACCUUGUCUUGGAAUACUUACCAACGCUCAUACCCAAUCAUUCACAGUCCAUCUUGCGAAUGCUGACGGAUGUAGACGAGGAUUCUUUGCUAGGAGAGUUAGAAGCUGAUGCAAGACGGAAGGUGCUGGAUACGUUGGAUCAGUGCUCUCCUGAAACUGGUUUAGCGUAUCUGGAGCACCUGGUCCUGCAACUCAAUGAGCCGAGUCCCGAAUUACAUGAACGUCUCGCCAUGACCUACGUGGCACAGCAAUCUAGCGAACCAAAGUUGCUCAACUUUUUGGAGCAAUCAACCAUGUAUCGACCAAUGAAGCUAUUAGAAGCAUUUCCAAAGGAUUAUUUAUUUGCAGAGCGUGUGAUAUUGUACAGUAGGUUGGACUUGCAUGAUGAGGCGAUCAGAAUUUUCGUCUAUGAUUUGGAGCAGUAUCAUCUGGCAGAAAAAUAUUGUCGUCGCCACUAUGAUCCUCAACACCCUAUAACCAAAGACAUAUUCUCCAUCCUGUAUUCGCAUUACAUGACUUUGGUCGAUCAAGGCAAGAUAAAGAUGGAAGUAGUUUUAGGCUUUUUGUCUCGAUAUGGAAUGUAUCUUGAUGUUGUCAAGACCAUCAUGCUGACUAGUCCAGAGGUCAAGUUGUCUGAUAUGCUGGGAUUUGUACAAGGAGUUUGGCUGGAUUCGCAACGAAAGCGGCAUGAUGGUCAAGUUUUGCUCAACCUGUGUAAAUCCGACAAGGCCAAGAAAUCUCUGGAUACCAUUCGUUACCAAUCUCGACGAGUCACCAUCACGGAUGACAGAAUGUGUAGUCGUUGUCUGAAACGUAUAGGAAACUCGGCAUUUGGAGUUUAUCCAAAUUUAAAAAUUGCUCACGUAUAUUGUAUCUACUCAUCCUCAGAAAUGUACAUACAGCAUCCAUAA
Molecule: messenger RNA, 2607 nt
Organism: Synchytrium microbalum
Lineage: Eukaryota; Fungi; Chytridiomycota; Chytridiomycetes; Synchytriales; Synchytriaceae
Exons: 14
Coding region: 1-2607 (868 amino acids)
Biological process (GO): vesicle-mediated transport; endosomal vesicle fusion; autophagy
Cellular component (GO): fungal-type vacuole membrane; cytoplasm
Molecular function (GO): protein binding
Source: RefSeq, a predicted model, not a curated record